Messenger RNA from Cuscuta europaea, 1721 nucleotides. NCBI's taxonomy places the organism in Eukaryota, Viridiplantae, Streptophyta, Magnoliopsida, Solanales, Convolvulaceae. The record is from the annotation of a GenBank genome assembly.
ACUUAGGUAGACUUUUAAACGUUCUGAUGUACUUAAAAAAAUAAUAAUACAGUACUCCCUAAAUGAACAGGAGUUAUGUUUAAUUUUUUGUUGACCGUACCUGCUUCUGGGUUUGGAGGUUUCUACAGAGCCAAAAUUUCGAUAUCAGGUUUCAGAGAAUGUUGAUCGAUAAGAACUACCAUCAUGAUAUCAUCAGCAACCUCCCUGAAUGUUUAAGGAUGGCCAUUUUAACGUGCUUGCCCCUUCUAGAAGCUGUAAGAACAAGUGUGCUCUCAAGUAAUUGGAAGUAUACAUGGACAAAGCUUUCACACAUUAAACUUGAUGAUACACUUUGGCCAGAAAGAAGUGUGAGUGAGGAUUCAGCAUUUCUAACAUGUGUCAGGGGUAUCUUCCAUAUUGUGUUGAACCAUGAAGGUCCUAUUAACCAGGUCACAAUUGCAUUGUCCAAACUGAAAGAUUGCCCAGAAAUUGACAACUUACUCCUUAUUCUGUCAAAAAGUGAUGUUGAGGUCCUCACACUUGAUAUUCAGGCUGACCGGUGUCUAUUGCCUUCAUCAUUUUUCAGAUGUAAAAAUCUGAAACACGUUGCACUUUAUUCCUAUCAGGUCCAUCUGCCUCCCAAUUUCACAGGAUUUAACCAACUUAUUACUCUUAAAAUGAAUUUGGUAAGCAUUGGUUCAGAACAACUUGCAAGUCUUGUUUCUUCUUGCCCGCUACUUGAACAUUUGCGGCUCAAAACUUCUUCCACAUAUACAUAUGAAUCUCUUGAGAUUCAUGCUCCUAAACUCAAGCACUUUAAGUUCCUUAGCCGUAUAAAAGAUAUUUGUUUCAAGAACAGCCCAGUCCUCAAAGAAGUAUGGGUUGUAGAUUGUAUGAUGAUUGGACAGCAUUCAAUAUCAGGAUACUCUAAAGUUGUAGAGUUUUUCGGUUCUCUGCCUGCUCUACAGUUGAUAUGUGUUGAUUAUAGCUUCACAAAGUGUAUAGCUUCCGGUGGAGUCCCAGCAAGACCAAGUUUGACUGCUGUCCACCUUGAUGCUGUUAGACUUAGUGGAUUUUGUUUAGAAAAAACUGUGGGUAUGGCAUUUGUACUUUUUCUGCUUAGAAUAGCGCCGAACUUGCAAGAUAUCACCAUAUUUUUAGCCGAUUCUCAUGAUGCUGUUUUUGCCCAAAGUCCUCUCCAUUCUCUGGAUGUUGAAGAAUAUUCAGACGUGAAACUGGAUAAGCUGAGGAUGGUAAAUCUGAGAAGAUUUACAGGUGCUAGGAACCAAAUGAGGCUUGCAAAACUUCUUUUAAUCAAAUCUCCGGUGCUCAAGAAAAUGAUUAUAAAAGCCAAUACCAAAGUGUGUACUGAAAAGCAACUCCUGAUACUUAAAGAGCUAGUACGGUUUCCCCGACCAUCACAAAUGGCAGAGAUCGACUAUUCAUAGGGUUCAAAAAAUCGUUGCCAAGUCCUUGGAACUUUGGGGAAGCAUUUCAACAACAAGACCUUUUCUGAGACGUGAACUUGCAAGAAUUCUGUUUUUUUUGUUGCUUAGUGUUGCAAGACCUUUUUAUGUUAAUUUUUUGUGUUAAAAACUUAGCUUUUUUUUUUACUUAUUCGUAAUGAAUAUGAAUGACUUCAUGGUUUGUGCUUUAAAAUGUACUAGUAUAACUGUAUAAGUAGUGUAGUACGUGCAUACGCACGGAAAAAGCAAUGAGUUCAUAUAUUUUUAUUCAUGAAC